Molecule: messenger RNA, 1306 nt
Organism: Spodoptera frugiperda (fall armyworm)
Lineage: Eukaryota; Metazoa; Arthropoda; Insecta; Lepidoptera; Noctuidae
Product: aldo-keto reductase AKR2E4-like
Exons: 7
Coding region: 113-1162 (349 amino acids)
Cellular component (GO): cytosol
Molecular function (GO): aldose reductase (NADPH) activity
Source: RefSeq, a predicted model, not a curated record
UAACAUACACCGACCAAUAAAAUCGAUAGUGUUACGUCGAUGAUCGAUCAGACUCUAAUUUCGGAAUUUGUCAGUUUUACAACGUAUAGAGUGUAGCUAUAUUUUAUCUAUAAUGGACGUGUACGCUCGCCUGUUGUUGUUUUUUGCACUCAAUCAUCUUUUGGUCGACAGUACGCAAGCGUUGACAUACAAACUAAACGACGGGUACGAAAUACCAGCGAUCGCCCUCGGGACUAGCCUGGGGCAUUUAGCUGAUGGAACACGGGUGUUGCCGGUAAACCACUCUUUGGCUCGAGCAGUACAAUGGGCGCUGGAGGCCGGGUACCGACAUAUCGACACUGCUUCCCUCUACCGAGUCGAGGACGAAGUCGGCCUCGGUGUACGAAAUUUCAUAAACAAGGGCGAAGCUACAAGGCAAGAUGUGUACAUCACUACGAAGUUGUGGAACGACGCCCACGAACGCAACGAGGUGUUGCCAGCCCUACUGAAGAGUCUCGAAGAACUUCAGAUGAACUACGUUGACUUAUACUUGAUGCACUACCCCAUGGGAUACAGGAAAGACGGUUCCAUCAGUGACACAGAUUACCUGACAACCUGGCAAGGCAUGGAAGAUAUGAUGAUGAUAAACCUGACCAGAUCUAUAGGAGUGUCGAACUUCAACAUCACACAAAUGCAAAGACUUUGGGAUAACUCGAGGAUAAAACCCGCUGUGCUGCAGAUUGAGGUAAACCCAACAAUAACUCAAAAUGAGCUGGUGGACUGGUGCCGUCGGCAUGGUGUAGUGGUUAUGGCAUACAGUCCCUUCGGUGCCGUGCUUGGCCGCAAGAAGCAUGGGCCGCAACCGAGAGCUGAUCAUCCAUUGCUGCAAGGAUUGGCACAGAAAUAUCACAAGACUGUGCCUCAGAUACUGCUUAGAUACUUGCUGGAUCGCGACAUUGUGGCCAUACCUCGGUCGACAAACAAGCAGCGCAUCAGACAAAACUUAGACAUCCUAGACUUCAGCCUAACCCCAGAAGAGGUACAAGAGUUGUCAAAUUUCAACGUCAACUACCGACUUAGAACUCCAGCGAAAUGGUACGACCAUCCAUAUUUUCCGUUUGAGAAAAAGAACCUUACUAAGGCGGAAAUUGAGUACAUUAUUGAACACAGCAAAGAAGAUUGAUAUAAAUAAAGUUUUCAUUUUAUAAAAAUAAAACAAAAAUGUAUUGUUUUCGCAAAAGCCUUUUUAAAACGAUUUUUUAUUGAGUUAUCAAAAAAAGUGUUUGACAAUUUACUUCAAUUUAUUUUUUAUAAAAAAAAAUCUAUA